Molecule: messenger RNA, 1803 nt
Organism: Periconia digitata
Lineage: Eukaryota; Fungi; Ascomycota; Dothideomycetes; Pleosporales; Periconiaceae
Source: the annotation of a GenBank genome assembly
UAUUGCAGACUGGGUAUACCUAGGUAUGCAGGUAAUACGAGUGCUGACGUGUAGGACGCUAUCUUUUCUACUCGAUGCGUUUCUAUGUAAACUUCCUUGGACAAUCGAGUGAAAGUGAUGGCUUAGGAAGGACUUAUGGAGCGAAGAUAUUGAUGCUAUCCUACUACAAAUUUCACGUUUUGUGAGCUCUUCAUACAUUAUGGAAGAUAUGAGCGUGAUGUCGAAGGGACGGAAAAACUUCUCAAAGAAUGGUGACCAUAUCUUACCUUGAUUUCUUAGGCGACAAGACUCUUGAUCACAUAAAUGUGUCGAAUCAUCCAGCGCUAACCCGCAUGGGAGAAUGGGUAGCAAAGUUGAGCGACAUCGGUCCGCAUACGAGAUGUUGGCGCUCUUGGAUUUGACACUCGGCAUCUUAUCUGCAGUUCACGAAAGCAACGGCUUACACCCUGCAUAUUCCUAAGCAAUCCCUAAGCUUUCUUAGAUUUUGCAAAGCCUUGCCACAUACCAUUUGCCGGCUAGUUCCCUUUGGAGUGGUGCACUAGAUACCAUUUAUGGCGAAGACUAGAAGUUUGAUACAUCUCUCGGUGCCUCUCUCGUAGAUAAUAGUUGAAAGCUAGUGGAUUAAAGACUAUAAUAUAUAAACCCAGCGGACUCUGACCGACAAACUCUGCAAUGAUCCGCGCGAUCCGUAUUUUAUAUUGUUUUGGCUGCGCUGCAUCUUCGCAACCCGGUUUAUCUCCUGCAUUGCUUUCCCAGUACCGAGUUUAGCUCCCUACCCGACAUGAUCGCUACCGGGUAAAACUAUAGCAUUCGGAUUCCGUGUGCUUCUAAUAAUACCGCUCACGAACAUGUCAAAGUCUUUCAAUGUUGCAUCGCAGCAUUGGCGUAGCUACAAUGAACAUUGCCACCGGAUAAAAAAAAUGACUGCAGAAACGCCAAAGCCCUAAUGAUGUCAAUCACGAACAACGAUAAACCAUUUCGCGUGCUGCGUUGGAGUAUCGGCAAAGGUACAAGUAGCAGCGUGUCUUCACUGCUAUUACACUCUCAUCUUACUUCGCACCAUCCCGGUCAUACUACAAUAUGAUUUCACUCAAACAAAUCCUUGUCACAGCUGGUGCGCUCUUCUCUGUUGCCCAAAGCCAGCAGUUCAUCAUCCAAAACUGGGGCAAUGGCCAAGACACCACAAACUACACGUACAAAAGUCUUGAAGCCGGCCGCUUCACUGUAGACUGGGUUUUGGGACCUGGAGGUAACUUUGUUGUUGGUAAAGGUUACCGAGGAAGCCCUGACCUCGUGGUUAACUACACGGCGAAAUACAAUCCCCAGGGCAACUCCUAUUUUGGUCUCUAUGGCUUCACGAGUAACCCGUUUGUAGAAUUCUACGUCGUGGAAGCGUUUGCCGAGCACAAUCCCUCCGACAAUGCAGGUCACUCAUUCUACGGCUACCACAACAGCGACGGUGCUCAGUACGAGCUUUGGUCUAAAUACAAUGGCAAUCUUCGCCAAUACUUUGCUGUCAGAAGAACAUCUCGUCGCGGUGGCACCAUUACAUUCCGGAACCACUACAAUGCCUGGAAAGCCGCUGGUCUACCCGCUGGAACUGUAGGAAAUACAUUCAUUGUUGUUGAAGGCCAACAAGGCAGAGGCAACGCUGAUAUCACUGUUGGAGUGAGACCAACCGGUACUAUCGCCGAGACCCCAACGCCAACGACGCGCUCUGUUGUCUGUGAGACUCCCACACAAACCAUUGGGACAGUCUGCAGACCCAGAAACGCCAAGCGCACUGAAGCAUAUAUGGUGUAG